Molecule: messenger RNA, 1738 nt
Organism: Helobdella robusta
Lineage: Eukaryota; Metazoa; Annelida; Clitellata; Rhynchobdellida; Glossiphoniidae
Exons: 3
Coding region: 1-699 (232 amino acids)
Biological process (GO): transmembrane transport
Cellular component (GO): endoplasmic reticulum membrane; Golgi membrane
Molecular function (GO): UDP-N-acetylglucosamine transmembrane transporter activity; UDP-xylose transmembrane transporter activity
Source: RefSeq, a predicted model, not a curated record
AUGUAUGUGCAGUCGAUGCUGGGCAUCCAGCAGGAGGUCAUGUUCAAGAAGUACGGCUGCUACCCCGAUGAGGCUGUCUUCUACUGCCACGUAGUCCUCCUCCCCUUCUACAUCUUCCUGGUGGGCGACAUGAGGGAGCAAGUGAAACACCUCAACAACUCGGAGUCCAUGGUGUUGGUCGGCUGGCUCGGCUGGUCCCUGCCCAGGCAGUGGAUCUUCAUCAUCGGCAGUGUCUUCUCAAAUUUGAUCUGCAUAAAAUCCAUCUAUUGGCUGACCUCGUGUUACUCGUCCUUGACCGUGGCCAUGAUCGUGACCUUGAGGAAGUUCAUCUCCUUAAUUGUGUCACUGACCUACUUCGACAACAUCUUCACCUUCUACCAUUGGCUGGCCACUUUCUUCAUAUUUUCAGGGACUCUGCUUUUUGUGGACGAGGUUUCAACAUUCGGUGAUGAAGGUGUUAAAAGGGCUCUUAGGUUCGGGAUGAGUUGCUUCUGCGGGACUGAUGGUAGUGGUAGGGGUGUUAGUGGUGUUGUUGGUGGUGGUGGGGGUAGUGGUAAUGAUGUUGCUGGUGGUGGUCGUAAUGGUGUUGCUGCUGUUGACGGUACUGAUGAUGAUCGCAGUCGAAAUGGUGGUGUCGUGAGGAGGAGAGUUGAGAGCGGAUUGGAAGAUAGGAAUACGAAUAAUUCAAUAAAGGAAUGAACGAACGAAUGCAUGAAUGAACGAAUGAAUUAACGAAUGAAUGAAUGAAUAAAUAAAUGAAUGAAUGAAUGAAUUAAUGAAUUAAUUAAUUAAUGAACGAAUAUGAAUGAAUAAAUGAAUGAAUGAACGAAUGAUUUAACGAAUGAAUGAAUGAAUUAAUGAAUUAAUUAAUGAAUGAAUAAAUGAAUGAAUGAAUGAACGAACGAAUGAAUGAAUGAAUAAAUGAAUGAAUAAAUGAAUGAAUGAACGAAUGAAUGAAUGAAUGAAUAAGCGAACGAAUGAUGUUAUUGUUAACCAAGUGUUAACCUGAGAUUUUUAUUCAGGGUCCUUUACAUUUAAAAAUAAUUUUAUAGAAAUUUUUCGUGUUAUUUUUAAGAAAAACCGAAACUUUUUAUCGACAGAAUUAUAAUUUUGUUUUGCUUUCAUUUUAAAUUGUAAAUCUAUUUAGAGGCAAAAAUGAUGUGGCCACCCAUCCAACACAAAUACGACAUGUAGUACAACACAUACAACAUGUAGUACAACACACAUACAACAUGUAGUACAACACACAUACAACAUGUAGUACAACACACAUACAACAUGUAGUACAACACACAUACAACAUGAAGUACAACACACAUACAACAUGUAGUACAACACACAUACAACUUGAUGUACAUCGCACACUACAUUUCAUUACAUCUUAUGUUUACCAUUUUCUGAGCACCAACCAUUAUGGAGUGUGUGCUUGUCAUUAAACCUAUCUGUCUUUCAGAUGUUGAUGUUGUUAAUGCUAUUGUUUAUACGUUGUUGUUGUUGUUGUCUUUAUAUUUUCUUAGGAUAAAUUUGUUUCAUUUGAAAAUAUCUUUCAUUUGUAGGCUUAAAUUUUCAUUCAUUGUAUUCAAUUAACAUUCAUGGCGUGAAUGUCAUUCCAAGCUGUCGUUACAAGCUGUAAGUUUUUUGUUUUAUUUGGGAUAUAUUAUUAUUAUUAUUAUUGUUAUUAUUAUUAUUAUUAUUAUUGUUAUUAUGAUUGUUAUUAUUAUUAUUAUGAUUAUUAUUA